UCUGUUGCACAUCGGUUUUUCUAGCUGUGUGGUAAGCAGUUCUGCCAAAGCCACAAAAUUCUUCAAUUAUUGUUGAAGAAUCAUUAUUAUUAUUAUUAUUACUAUUAUUAUUAUUAUUAUUAUUAUUAUUUCAUCAGUGAGGUUGGAUUCACCUGUUGAAGUACAAUUGCCGAGAAAAAUUGAAACAUUUAGAUUGGCAGUUCUGUUCACUUCAGUCACAAUAAUUCUCUCAUUUGUUCUGGUAGCAUGAUGAUUGAUAAUGACGAUUUGGGACAUAAUUGUUGGUACUCUUUUGAAGACCCUUUUCCUCCGCCAAGUUCUUCCCCAACAUACAAGUUCACAGUCAUUGCCACCGUGAACCCUUUUGGUUUUGAAGAAGGAAUGCUUUGGUUACCCUCUUAUGUUCUCGACGAGGUAUGUAUGAGUAACCGAGACCAAAAUCAAAAGGUCCUAAACCAACAAAAAUUGGUUGAUCACAAAUCAUUUGGAGAAUCACAGUCACAGUAUUCAAAAUCCACCUCAAGAUUGUCGCACCAAAGGCUGAAACUUGCAAAUUGUGGCGUUGGAAAUGGAAUGCGAGCUAUUUUUUUAGAACCAAGUCAUGGAUCGUGUGGUACCGGCGUAUUCUUACCUCAAAGAGCAGAUACAAAGUUCCAGCCAAGAAAAAAGCCAGCUUGUGCACCGGUCUUACUUCCCGCUCGAGUUGUUCAAGCUCUAAACAUUAAUGUGCAUGCAUUAGGUGUGCAGAUAUCACCCCCAAAAGCUCAAAAAUACAAACCAAGAUGCGGCGAAGUGUACAAUAAUAAUUCAACAGAAAAGAAAAAUGAUGGGAAAGAUGCAUCUAAGCAAUGUAGUUUUAUAUCUCAGAAACAAUGUUCUUCUCAAGGGAUAUUUCUCCCUAAAGAAUGGACUUACUAGCUAUCUCUUCAUUUGGAAAUAAGAGAGCAAUUAAAUUUGUGAGGGACACAAAUUAAAAGAUUAUGUAACUAAAUGUAAAUAAAUAAAACAAUCAUUUCUGAUGCAUAUAUAGUAUGCAUAGUUUUAUUCAAUUGCUGAUUUGUUGUGCCAUAAAAGAGUCUUUGAUCAUGUAAAUGAAGCAUAGACACUCCUCGGAUUAGGCAUGUCCCGGUGUCCGGACAUGCCUUGCUGUCGAACACCAAACACGACAUCGACACUGAUGAUUACAUUGAAUUAUGUCAUGUUUUCAAAUUAUUAUCGGUGUCAACGUGUCAGUGUCCGAUGUCCGUGUCUGUGCCAUGCUUCAUAUUUAUAAUAAUAGCAGUUCAACUCCCACAAAGGAGCACGAUCUAAUGAUAUGUAUAAAUAAUUUUAUGUAUGAAUUUAU
Molecule: messenger RNA, 1345 nt
Organism: Trifolium pratense (red clover)
Lineage: Eukaryota; Viridiplantae; Streptophyta; Magnoliopsida; Fabales; Fabaceae
Exons: 6
Coding region: 247-918 (223 amino acids)
Source: RefSeq, a predicted model, not a curated record